Messenger RNA from Chilo suppressalis (striped riceborer), 2953 nucleotides. The record is from the annotation of a GenBank genome assembly. Lineage: Eukaryota; Metazoa; Arthropoda; Insecta; Lepidoptera; Crambidae.
CACCCGGCGGGCGGAACGGUCGCGGCGACGCGUCGCCUUUUCAACCCCGAAGUACGAUAGAAAUCCGCCAAGAUUUUCGACCGGCAGUACCACUCACCCUCCAAGGUGUUGAAGUUGGAGGACGACCCUUGGGGGUCGUGUGCGAUGUACUCGCCGGACAAGAUGAAGUCCGGCGGGGGCCUGAUGGCGCCGCCGGGCUGCUUCCCGGCGCGCUACAGCCCCACGUACCGCACUAGCGACCCGCGGCGCUGCGUCCCCAACCCAUCUAGUCGAAUACUGGAGGAUGCGUCGCUGAUGUGCAACUCAUGGUCUCCAAGGCACAAUGGUGACCUAUUCGGCGGGCUAAAUGACGGACUGCUAAGUCGGGCGGAGGCACUCGCGGUGGACAUCAGCAAGCAUCAGUCGGGACCACAGCCGGGCCCUCCACUGCCGCAGCUCAAGCACGACAUGGUCUACCACCACGGCGUCGGAGGCCCGCCCCCGCACAAUGCACGCCCGCAUCAGAUGGGCCACCACGGGAUGGAGGGGCUGGACAUGCUGGACCCGCUGUCUUCUUCGUCAAUGACCACGUUGGCGCCGAUGGGCGAGGCGGCGCCACCUCACCACCAACUGCACGGGUACGGGAUGAACCACGUCAUGAACCACCACCACGCGGGAGCCCUGGCGCACCCGCCCGCGCACCUCGCCCACCCCGCCGCCGCUCUACACCCCGACACUGACACAGAUCCAAGGGAACUAGAAGCGUUCGCCGAGCGCUUCAAACAGAGACGCAUCAAGCUUGGAGUGACACAAGCGGACGUAGGCAAGGCUCUAGCGAACCUCAAGCUGCCCGGCGUCGGCGCGCUUUCCCAAAGCACCAUCUGCCGCUUCGAAAGCCUAACUCUCAGCCAUAACAAUAUGAUCGCGCUCAAACCUAUACUACAGGCGUGGCUCGAAGAAGCCGAAGCGCAGGCCAAGAAUAAGCGGCGGGAUCCUGAUGCACCGAGCGUCCUCCCUGCCGGGGAGAAGAAGCGAAAGCGCACCUCCAUCGCGGCACCCGAGAAACGCAGCCUGGAAGCGUAUUUCGCAGUGCAGCCGCGCCCAUCUGGGGAAAAGAUAACCGCCAUCGCGGAGAAGCUGGACCUGAAGAAGAACGUAGUGCGCGUGUGGUUCUGCAACCAGCGGCAGAAGCAGAAGCGCAUGAAGUUCGCGGCGCAGCACUGACCGGCGGGCGGCGGCGCGGCGUUGCUGUACCCUGGCGGCUACGGGUACUAACGCCCCCGCCCCGCGCACGCCCCGCUACCACCGUCUCGUUUCGAUCUCGACCCUACGACACCCCUCUCGUCGAACCGCAACUAGACAUUAGUGUAGAUAUUGUAUAUGAUACCGAUUUUUCGUUUAUUCGUAUACACUGUACGAUGACUUCUUAUAUAUUUUUCGAGACACAGGGUAUAUAUUUGAUUAUAUACAUAUCAUUACAAUAAUGAAAGUCGCUUUAAUACGACCGCUUUCGUUUUGACGCGCCACGUUUUGAUGUUUCCGUGACAUCAAUGAUAUAAUACGAACUUACAUAAAAAUGAAGAUGACGAAAAAAAUGAAAUUCAGGAUUUUUAAAAGAAUGUGCCUUGCAAAUAUCAAUAUUCUGUGUUUAAUGUUAGUAACUUCAUCGCUGCGAGUCGCAGAGUCUCGGACACGGCCGUUGGUGUCCUCGAAAUACAUCGAAUACAAUAGGGUGUGAAUGUGAGCGGGCGGCGGGAAGCGGCGCGGCGAGCGAUCGGUGGUGGCGUCGGGCUGUUCCUGCUACGCCCCGUGCUGGUUGGGCCAGAUUCACCUAAUGGCAGUGCGCUGGCCGCUCUUACCAAUUUCAUAUUUUAUACUACAUGAGCGUGUCGUUGCAUGUGAUAUGGAACAGUGGGAAUAACCCGCCGCAGAGCGCGUGCCGACCUACGCCCCCUCCCUGCUCACACUAUAUCGUUUAAAUUAUAUUUAUUGAUAACAUUUGUUAGAAUUUCUGUUCUUGUAUUAUUGAAUUGUACAAAUAAAUAUAAGGUGAACCAUUUCGUUCAAUUUGUAGAUAGUUACUAUGUAGAUUUUUACCGAUUACGUUCGUUGGUUUGUUAGUUUUUUGAUACUUGAUUAUGAGAAUUUCACGAAUGGCACAAUUUUAGAUUAUAAGAAGUUAUUAGUGACAUUUAGCCAAAAUAGUGUUAAAGCUCAUUUGUAAAUAAACAUUUCGAUUUCAACUAGCGAUUAGUUCGAAAUACAUAAUAGUUACUAAAAUGAAAGGAAUUAGUACAAUGCUGAUGGACGUGCACAUAUAUACUAAGAAAAUGAUCACUGUGUUCAGACUACUACUGCUCUAAUAGUUUCUCUAAACAAUUGUCAACAUUUAUAAUCUCUAAGGAGUAAGCUGUACAUCUUUGUUCUAAAACUUGAACUCUAGAGGCCAAAUACAGGUUUGUGUGCUCGUAAGGUUUCGAGCAAUGUUCCUUCAGAUAUGUCGUCGUAAGUUGAGUAAAGUCGUGGAGUAUUUUCAUAUUCUAAAAUAGAAUUAUUCCAUGAGCGCAAUAAUUAAGUUACAAGUAAUCAAAUGUAAAACUUAUGAAGUGUCGGGCUCGGGAAAGUAAAAUUAUUUUUGAACAAAAAAGAGAUAUAAUUAUUCCUGUUAGCUUACCUUAUUUAGUCUUACGAGUUUUUGACUGGUUGAGUAAAUUUUUGAACCUAUUAAUUAAGGUAUAUUGCAUUGCACUAAAAAAUUGUUUAUACCAAAGAUAUCAUUUUAUUAACUAUCUGAUUUUCUGGAGUCUAUGCCCAAAAUUAUGUUAAUAACGCAUAACAAGAAGUUAUAUAAAGUUUCCCAGAUAUCUAUAGCCUCGCCUCUCGAACCGAGUGUAAUUAUUUCUAAUUAAGUUUCCUUUCAUUGAUUUUAACAUGAGUAUGAAUAAAACCCAUAAACCCUGCAGCUCAGACAUUU